Cricetulus griseus (Chinese hamster) is the source of this 3805-nucleotide messenger RNA. The record is from RefSeq and is a predicted model, not a curated record. NCBI's taxonomy places the organism in Eukaryota, Metazoa, Chordata, Mammalia, Rodentia, Cricetidae.
GCUGAGACCCGGCUGUAGACCUCUGCUAGAGAGUCUUUCCUCUGAAGAAGUCACCAGUGUGUGGAGCCUGCCGCACACCCACCCCCUGCCAAACCACGGCCUUUACCUGUGUCUUCCGGUGUUUCCCGUGCGACCCAUCCUGUGGGAGUGCCUCGUGGGCUGCGCCAGAGUUUGCCGCCCCACGCUCCGCUGCACCAAUGGUGAAGAUGACAAGAUCCAAGACUUUUCAGGCAUACCUGCCCUCGUGCCACCGGACCUACAGCUGCAUUCACUGCAGAGCCCACUUGGCCAAUCACGAUGAACUCAUUUCCAAGUCGUUCCAGGGAAGUCAAGGACGAGCAUACCUCUUUAACUCAGUAGUUAAUGUGGGCUGUGGGCCUGCAGAAGAGCGGGUGCUGCUAACAGGACUCCAUGCAGUUGCAGACAUUUACUGUGAAAACUGCAAAACCACUUUGGGCUGGAAAUACGAACAUGCUUUUGAAAGCAGUCAGAAAUAUAAAGAAGGCAAAUACAUCAUUGAACUAGCGCACAUGAUCAAAGACAAUGGCUGGGACUGACAUGACAGCAUCCAUCCGUUCCAGCAUCCACACGAAUGCCAUCCAACUGAACAUUCUACCCAAGCGUGAGAGAGUGAUGAACACUUGGUUCCAUCCAUUUAGGGGCCUUGCCAUCAGGGGGCAUCCUCCCACCCUGACGCCAUCUUUCUGGGGUGACUGGCCUCUAAAUUGCUGUCUCUCUGUCUCUUUGCUUUGUAUCUGUUUGUGAGUUGAUCUUGGCUUCUCUGUUCUAGUGUUGGCUGAAAACAAAAUAACGAACAGAACAGAUCCUUGGCCUCAUGGUGGCAGUCCACCUUGAAAAGAGAGCUGCCUGAUGGCCUCUUGUCACAACAGUGGCACAUGGACGUGAGGAAGAGCAAAGAUGAACCUGAGAGUCCUGGGGUUGGGGAAAGGGGCAGGAGGGUAGAGGUAGAACAAAACUGUACUGCUCUUGGGGACCUAGCUUGAAAUAAUCGACUCUUUCAAAAGGACAAAGACAAAAAAAUACCUCAUGGCUGUGUUCUCUCUGACAACCUUCUGUCCUAACAUCACAUGUGCCAGGAUAGCAGAUUAGCAAGAAAUGGCCUGAAGCAGCUGACAGGGCACACCCUGGCCUUCUGGGCCUGAGCUGGAGAGUGUCCUGCUAGGGUGGUGGUGGGGAUUAGGUAAAGCCCACAUGGGUUUUAGUGACUGACGCCCCCCUCCCCUGCCCCAACCCUGCCUCUGGGCAAUCACCUUCUUGCUCUUCUUUGCUGUUGUCGGUAAAGGGAGGGAUGCAAGAUGUAAAUGUCCCAUUUAGCCAUCAACACACUGAAAUCGGUAAUGGAAGAAAGCCAGGGAGCGUGGGUUGCAGCCUGGGAGCUCCUGAUAGCGAGCAGGAAAAUGAAAAUUGGGAACUAGUCAGCAAUUCUAUGGGAGUAAUGUAGCAGAGGAGAGGUUCUGGGAGUCAAUAUGGGCUCCACAUCUUUCCUCUUUGUUGUGCAGUAGCUUCCAUGGGAUUAGCAAAUUUCUGUGCAUAGUGUUUCUGGGUUUUUUGUUUUUGUUUUUGUUUUUCCUCCAAUUCCAUCAUAACUUUGGAAACAAAGACCCCAAAUUCCCUCAUGCCUCCAUUGUUCUUAGACCUGAUUGUCUUUUAUGUGGAGAGUAAUCUUUUGACAGUGUGGUCCAACAGUGGGGAAGAAUCAUAAAUUCAAUAUUGCCCCCUCACCUGUCACCUGACUCAAGGUUCCUUGCAUUGGGGAUGGGGAGAACAAUCCAUCCAAGUCUCAUUGCAUUGAAUCAACACUGAAUGUUUUACAGCAGUUCAGCUAUUACAUGGCUCAUGGCCAAAAUGCGUUUGAAUUCAUUUCAUUUCUUAGGCAGAAAAUAAUGUUAAAAUACACUCGUACUAGGUAAUUGUUAGCAUGAUUCUCUAACUAGGCUGGUCCUACAGGAAAAUUCACCUCCUUAAAACAACCUAAUAGAAGAGAGUUCACGGGGAUAAGAAUUGAUUAACCCACAUUAAAGCAGCUGACCCAGGAUAUUUUCCAAAUCUCAUCUUCAGCAGAACUAAAUUCCCAGUGGGAGAGCUGCGGUGGACAUGGCUUUGCCUGCCUUGUCCUGAUCUGGGAAUGGAAGAACUGAGACUUGGCCCUGCCCUGCUAGCGAUGACGGCAGUGUGGUGGAAAGCAGGCCAGCUCUGGUUAGCAGCAGACUGCUCCUCUUCUGGGACACAAAAGGAUUCCUAGAAACAGGAUUUGUUCCUCAAGUCUCCUUGUCCAGAGCCUUGGAAUACUAGCUCAACCUCGCACCCCACCCCCUGGGGCUGCGGAGCUGACUGAGCCUCAGAAGGACAGAGUUUUGCUUCCUGAGAAAGCACCCUGUGGCUCCCAGGCUCAAGUCAGUGACACACAUUUUUCCACUUUCACAUUCCUAAGCUGGUUUGCCGGCUCCCAAGUCAUGCAUUGUGUGCCCACCCCCCCAAUCCUGCCUGAGGGAAGUGGCCUUCAUUUACGGAUUUGAUUAUACACACCCUUUGCUCAGGGAAUAUCCCAGCUAUAUAUACUACAGGUCCCUUUUCUUUUUUAAAUAGAGGGUGGGGGCUAAACCUAGGUAUGUUUUUUGUUUUUGUUUUUUUCUUUAAAACUAAAAUUAGUGGCAUGUAGAACCUGGAUAUGUGAUGCCCUGCCAUUCUCAAGGGUCAGAGAAGGAGACCAGUGUGCCACUGUUUUUCCUCGGGGUGGGGUCCUUGAUCAUCUUGGAUCAGAGCAAGCUCCAGCAGGACCCUGGUUCUGGCUUUUUCUUGAACUGUUAAUCUGUUAAGCAUCCAGUGGGUGUCCAGCACCAUGCUUGGUGCAGACGUGGCUUGUCCGGCUUUUCUGUAAUUAGUUUGGGGGUGGGACCAAAACUCAUUAGGCUUGGAUCUGUGACAGUGACACCAAAAGUGCUUCUUAUGACCUCAGCUCCAUUCGUGGCUCGUUUGUCUGCCUAACACUUAGCGGUAUUAGAGGGUCCACAGCUGAGCAAUGGAGACACACGCACUCAAGGCCUCGGUCAGUUUCUUUAUUUUCCUCACCAAAUUAUCGACUCAGCAUAACCAAAGACCUCAUCCUUUCACCCCACAUAGGUUCAGGGAAUUGGAGUUGAUUUGGUGGACUUGGGCAGGGGUGGGUGAGUAGGGAAGAGCGAAAGGGAGGGGCCUGAAGUUCUGUACCUCAGCCACCAGCUGCCUUUGUUUUGAACUGAAGACUAAGCUGACCAACUCCCCUGUGCCACUGUAGGUAAUAGGACCGUGGGCACCCUGGAGUAAUACACCCCUCCCCUUUCCUAUAUAUCCCUAGGCUGCUAAUGGGUAAAUCAGCAUGAGUCAAGUGUAGCCAAGCUUGAUGCCCACAAGCUCUCAGCUGGGCCUGGCUGAGUACCGCCCCAGCACGUAUGACAGUCAGGUCAUGUAGAUAAAGUAAAUCUUUGCUGGUAGAUCAAUGUGUACAAAAGCAGAGUCCACUUUAUAAUGUUUCCAAGUAUGUAUACAGUCUCUUGUGAAAUAUACUUUUUGUAAAUAAUAUUUAAUUUUUUAAAAUAAUAUAUUUGGUGCUGUAUUCUCAGACCCCUGAGAGCACUUUUUAUUUUCAAUUCUAUGGCUUCCUCUGUGUUUCUUGAAAUGUAUUUUAAGGGAAAGAGUCAUCACCAAGAUUUUUUUUUUUAAAGAUCUGUCACUUUAAAAUGGAUUGAGGCUUUAAGGCUUUUUUUUUUUUUUUUUUUUUUUUUUUUUUUAUUUUUUUUUUUUUUCU